This is a messenger RNA of Chrysoperla carnea, 2808 nucleotides long. RefSeq names its product AMP deaminase 2. The record is from RefSeq and is a predicted model, not a curated record. Bases 178 to 2442 code for a protein of 754 amino acids. Gene Ontology annotation, biological process: AMP metabolic process; IMP salvage. Gene Ontology annotation, cellular component: cytosol. The transcript is spliced from 12 exons. Lineage: Eukaryota; Metazoa; Arthropoda; Insecta; Neuroptera; Chrysopidae. Gene Ontology annotation, molecular function: AMP deaminase activity.
UAGUUAAGAGAACACUUGUCACUGAAUGGUACAAUAAUAUAUUAUAUUUUAGUCAUUGUUGUAACAAAAAACGUAAUAUUAACAUUGAAAAUAGCAUUUGUGUUUUAAAACAAAAAGGUAGUAUUGUUGUUGUAUUGUUGAACGUCAAAUUUUUUUUAUUUAUGGAAAUUAUUCAAUAUGAGCCAAAGAGGACAAAAACCACUUGUACCAGUGCCAGCUGCACCGCAUGAUCGUAUUACUGCAUUUGUUGACGAUGGGGUCGAUUCGGAGGCAUUCAGUCCUGGACAUCAAAAUACUGAAGAACCUUUAUCAAAUGAAAUAUCAGCACCGUAUGAAGUACCUCAAUUUCCAAUAGAACAAAUUGAAGGAAAAAUUAAAAUACAAAGAAAAUUAAAUACUCUGAGUAAACAACACGAGACUGGAAGUCAGUCCAAACCAAUUUCAGUUGUGGGUUCAGAUGCCGACCUUCGUGAGGAACUCAGUACAAUUGAAGAACAUGAAUUUGUUCCACAUUUCCAACGUGUUAGUGUAUCCGGGGAAGAUACCAGUGGGGUACCAUUGGAAGACUUAGAAGUCGCUUCAUUAAUGCUUGUGAAAGCAUUAACAAUAAGAGAACAAUACAUGGCCAUCUCUAAGCAAAAUUUUCCAUCAACAACAGCGCGAUUUUUACGAGCUGCAGACAUCAAGUCAACCUCAUUAUCAUUAGAAGAUGUUAUUCAUGAUGACAAAAUGACAAUUGCAGAUCAUCCUGUACAUCCACCAGCUUCACAAGGGGACCCAUGGGAAUGUAAAAUACCACCAUCUAAAAACUAUACAAUUAAAUCGGUUGAUGGUGUUUUUAAUUUAUAUUCGACAGCCGAUGAUGCUAAUAAUAAUCAAAAUACAAUAUAUAGAUAUCCAAAUUUAGGAACAUUUGUAUCUGAUAUGAUUGCCUUAUGCAAUAUGAUAGCUGAUGGACCAUUAAAAUCUUUUUGUUAUCGACGAUUAUCAUAUUUAUCAUCAAAAUUUCAACUGCAUGUAUUAUUAAAUGAAUUACGUGAAUUAGCAUCCCAGAAAGCUGUACCGCAUCGUGAUUUCUAUAAUAUACGUAAAGUAGAUACACAUAUUCAUGCAGCCUCAUGUAUGAAUCAAAAACAUUUAUUACGUUUUAUUAAGAAAACAUUAAAAAAUAAUGCUGACGAAGUGGUUGUAAAUACGCAUGGUACUUACAUGUCAAUGAAAGAAGUUUUUCAAUCAAUGAAUUUAACAACGUAUGACCUUACUGUGGAUAUGUUAGAUGUGCAUGCUGAUCGAAACACAUUUCAUCGUUUUGAUAAAUUCAAUGCAAAAUAUAAUCCAAUUGGUGAGAGUCGUUUACGUGAAGUGUUUUUAAAAACUGACAAUUAUAUUAAUGGUAAAUACUUUGCAAGAAUUAUUAAGGAAGUAGCAUCUGAUUUAGAGGAAAGUAAAUAUCAAAAUGCUGAAUUAAGAUUAUCAAUAUAUGGAAAAAAUUAUGAUGAAUGGGAUAAAUUAGCUAAAUGGGCAAUAGAAAAUAAUGUACAUUCUGAUAAUGUACGAUGGCUAAUACAAAUGCCACGUGUGUAUGAUAUUUUCAAAUUAAAUAAGUUAUUAGAAAACUUUCAACAAAUAUUAAGUAAUAUUUUCCUACCAUUAUUUGAAGUUACCAAUGAUCCAAGUUCUCAUCCUGAAUUACAUAAAUUUUUACGAUAUGUAAUUGGUUUUGAUUCAGUAGAUGAUGAAAGUAAACCAGAGAAUCCAUUAUUUGAUAAAGAUGUACCAACACCAGAUAAAUGGUCCGAUGAUGAGAAUCCACCAUAUGCAUACUAUUUAUAUUAUAUGUAUGCAAAUUUAACCGUUUUAAAUCAAUUUCGUAGUGAACAAAAGUUAAAUACAUUUGUAUUACGACCACAUUGUGGUGAAGCCGGUCCUGUACAACAUUUAGUGUGUGGUUUUAUGAUGUCUGAGAAUAUAUCCCAUGGUCUGUUAUUACGAAAAGUGCCUGUAUUACAAUAUUUAUAUUAUUUGGCACAAAUUGGUAUUGCAAUGUCUCCACUUAGUAAUAACUCAUUAUUUUUAAAUUACCAUCGUAAUCCGUUACCUGAAUAUUUAGCAAGAGGCUUAUGUGUUAGUUUAUCCACGGAUGAUCCAUUACAAUUUCAUUUUACAAAGGAACCUUUAAUGGAAGAGUAUAGUAUUGCAGCUCAAGUAUGGAAAUUAAGUUCAUGUGACAUGUGUGAAUUAGCAAGAAAUAGUGUAUUGAUGAGUGGUUUUCCACAUAGGAUGAAACAAUAUUGGCUUGGACCAAAUUAUACAAAAGAGGGUGUUGCUGGUAAUGAUAUUACACGCACAAAUGUACCAGAUAUUCGUGUAGCUUUCAGAUAUGAAACUUUGCUUGAUGAGCUUACAAAUAUUUUCAAAGUUUUUCAGAAAAAAACAGUGUAAUCUAUUUCAAUUUUUUUAUUAUACUCUACUACUAUGCCAAGCUAAACAUUUACUUGUUCAAACUUGUAAAAUAUAUCUAAAUACCAAUUUGUUACCAAUUAAAACUGAUAAUUCAGUACCCUUUACUAUUCAGGAAUUAAUUAUUCCUUUUUUGAAAUACUGAUUCAAUCAAGAUAUUACUCUUAAAACAAUCAAAUCUCUUCAGAAAAUAUAUUUAUAAAAUUAAUUAAACUAAAAAUUCAAUCGGAGGCGGUUUUGUGAAUCACAUAUAAGUAGCGCGAUUAAUAAAAAAUGUCUUAUGUAAUUUGGAAAGCGUGGAUUCAAAAUUUGAUAAUUUGAUAAUUCAUAAUAUCGGUUAUUUUAUAU